UGUAACUGCAAAGCGACCGUGAUGUGAACAACAGCGUGCAGACCUGAGGACAAAUCUUCGCUGGAUGGUGUUGGGUCUUUAUUCUAACCAUGGCUUACCUGGCCCAUUCAGCCCAUCUGCAAUUCUUGGGUCUGAUAUUUGGUUUUGUAGGAUUGAUAAUCACAGCAUGCCUUUCAGGAGUGAAUGACUGGAGAAUAUGGUAUUUGGAUGAUCAAUCUAUCAUCAGCGGAGGAUUGGCCUGGGUGGGCGUAUGGAGAGCCUGUUUCAACAGUCAUAUUUUGGACUCAUCUGAAUUCUGCAAAAGCAUCAGUCUUACAGACUCCUUCACUCCUCCAGAAAUAGCAGCUGCCCAGGUACUCUGCAUGACUGCUGUUGGUGUGGGUGUGGUGGCGAACCUGGUCGCUGGAUAUGCGGUGAGAAAUGCGUACUUUGGGGUUGACAGUGGGCGUGUCAGAUUGGCCUUUGUGACGGCGGGUUCCUUAUUUUGGCUUACUGCCGCGUGUUCAUUGGUUCCUGUCCUGUGGAACAUGAGUUCUGUGCUUGCAAAUCUCACUAUAGACUUCCCCCCAGACUUCUACCUGCCCCCGGCUCCAAUUAAACAGGAAGUGGGCCCGGGGAUUGCCAUUGGGAUCUGCUCAUCUGUGUUGCUCAUUGUGAGUGGGCUAUUCUUAAUGUGCUAUAAGGAUCCUGUCAAAACCAAGACUGAUAAGAGUAUACCAAUAGAACAUUUGAAUAACAUAAAUGUCAGGGCUGAAAGUUCUCUGGAUACAAUUAAAGAGAGUCGAGAUGAGGGAGUGAUCAACCCAGCCUUUGAGAUGGAGAAGAACAUUUAAUGAUGAAGUGCAUAACUCCCUGGAAUGAUGUUGAAUAUGUUAAACGCAAAUCUUGAAGAACAUUGACUAACUCUUGUGUUUUAAGACUAUAAGGAUUUAAGUUAUGCUUAAAUAUGUAAAGUAAUUUUAGAGGUUUGAUGGAUAGUAUGCACUGUGAAUAUUUUUGUAUAAAAUGGGUAAAUAAUGAAUAAUAUAUUCAAUCUGUUGUCACAGUGUUUCCUAACCAGAGGACCAGGGCCCACUAGGGGGCCUCACUGGGAUCUAAAAUAAUUUAAAAUGUAACAAUACAAGAGUUAAAAUAAGUUUCAACAAAUAAAAUAAAAAUAUUUCUUCGAGUUUGGUUGAAUUUUGUAAGGAAUAGGCAUAUUUUAUAGUUAUGCCAUAGUAGAAUAUUUUAUUUACUGGAUAGAAAUAGUGA
Triplophysa rosa is the source of this 1251-nucleotide messenger RNA. It is a transcript of the gene cldn34a, whose product is annotated as claudin 34a. The transcript has a single exon. Gene Ontology annotation, biological process: cell adhesion; bicellular tight junction assembly. NCBI's taxonomy places the organism in Eukaryota, Metazoa, Chordata, Actinopteri, Cypriniformes, Nemacheilidae. Gene Ontology annotation, molecular function: structural molecule activity. Bases 90 to 833 code for a protein of 247 amino acids. The record is from RefSeq and is a predicted model, not a curated record. Gene Ontology annotation, cellular component: bicellular tight junction; plasma membrane.